Molecule: messenger RNA, 4614 nt
Organism: Sciurus carolinensis (gray squirrel)
Lineage: Eukaryota; Metazoa; Chordata; Mammalia; Rodentia; Sciuridae
Gene: Cdkal1
Product: CDK5 regulatory subunit associated protein 1 like 1
Exons: 16
Coding region: 218-1969 (583 amino acids)
Biological process (GO): tRNA methylthiolation
Cellular component (GO): endoplasmic reticulum
Molecular function (GO): 4 iron, 4 sulfur cluster binding; tRNA (N(6)-L-threonylcarbamoyladenosine(37)-C(2))-methylthiotransferase activity
Source: RefSeq, a predicted model, not a curated record
CUGGGAAGGUGUGUUAUUUCCCUACGGCGGGCAGAGCGUGGUCUGCGCUCUUUCUGUGGCGGAGUCUCGUACCUGCGGUGGUCGUGAUCGCGCCGAUCGCUCUUCGGGCUCACCCACCAGCUGAGACGCGAGACUCAUCUUUCAAGAGGACUUGAGACUAAUUGCAGAUAAUUAAGGUGAUACCGUGUUAAGCAGAUUUCAUACGCUUGCGCUGUUUAUGACUUUGAUAGAAAAGAUGCCUUCUGCGUCCUGUGAUACCCUGCUGGAUGACAUAGAAGAUAUCGUAUCCCAGGAAGAUUCAAAGCCACAAGAUAGACAUUCUUCAAGAAGGCACGUCGUUCCAAAGGUGCGAAGGCGAAACACCCAGUCAUACCUGCAAGAGGAAACCAGCCCACCGAGUGACAGCACUAUUCCAGGCAUACAGAAAAUUUGGAUACGAACAUGGGGCUGUUCACAUAAUAAUUCAGAUGGAGAGUAUAUGGCUGGACAGCUAGCUGCUUAUGGCUAUAAAAUUACAGAAAAUGCAUCCGAUGCAGAUUUAUGGCUCCUGAACAGUUGCACUGUAAAAAACCCAGCUGAAGACCACUUUAGAAACUCAAUUAAAAAAGCCCAAGAGGAGAACAAGAAAGUCGUGCUGGCCGGAUGUGUGCCCCAGGCGCAGCCUCGCCAGGACUACCUCAAAGGCCUGAGCAUCAUCGGGGUUCAACAGAUAGACCGCGUGGUGGAAGUUGUGGAGGAAACAAUUAAAGGUCACUCUGUGAGACUGCUGGGUCAGAAGAAGGAUAAUGGAAAGCGACUCGGGGGAGCACGAUUGGAUUUGCCAAAGAUCAGGAAGAAUCCACUGAUAGAAAUAAUCUCCAUCAACACUGGGUGUCUCAAUGCAUGUACGUACUGCAAAACUAAACACGCCAGAGGAAAUUUGGCCAGUUAUCCCAUUGACGAACUAGUAGAUAGAGCCAGACAGUCUUUUCAAGAGGGUGUCUGUGAGAUCUGGUUGACCAGCGAAGACACGGGGGCCUACGGCAGGGAUAUUGGCACCGACCUCCCCACACUCCUGUGGAAGCUGAUCGAAGUGAUUCCUGAGGGAGCGAUGCUGCGGCUCGGCAUGACAAACCCCCCCUACAUCCUAGAGCAUCUGGAGGAAAUGGCGAAAAUCCUUAAUCACCCCCGCGUCUACUCUUUUCUGCACAUACCCGUCCAGUCCGCCUCUGACAGCGUGCUCAUGGCAAUGAAAAGAGAAUACUGCGUGGCUGACUUCAAAAGAGUUGUGGAUUUUCUGAAAGAGAAAGUUCCUGGAAUAACGAUUGCCACAGACAUCAUCUGUGGUUUUCCUGGAGAAACAGAAGAGGAUUUUCAAGAAACAGUGAAGCUGGUUGAAGAGUACAGAUUUCCAAGCCUCUUCAUUAACCAGUUUUACCCAAGACCAGGAACGCCUGCUGCGAAACUGGAGCAGGUUCCUGCACAAGUGAAGAAGCACAGGACCAAAGACCUCUCUCGCGUGUUUCACUCCUACAAUCCGUACGACCACAAGAUCGGUGAACGACAACAAGUGUUAGUAACAGAAGAAUCUUUUGAUUCCAAGUUUUAUGUUGCACACAAUCGCUUCUAUGAGCAGGUUUUAGUGCCAAAGAACCCUCCAUUCAUGGGGAAGAUGGUUGAAGUGGACAUUUAUGAAUCAGGAAAGCAUUUCAUGAAAGGACAGCCAGUAUUAGACGCCAAAGUGUACACGCCAUCCAUCAGCAAACCGCUCGCCAGAGGAGAAGUCUCAGGCUUAAGGCAGGAAUUCAGAAAUAGGCGUGGGACUCCGGGUUCGAUGCACCCUACCUCUGCUGCAGCCCGCCGCGACUCUGGGAGGUCCAGAAUGGCUCUGCAGGUGCAGGGGCUCCAUCCAGACUGUGCGCUGGGGGCGGCCGUGGGUCUGGCUCUGGCCGCCCUUCUUUUUGCAUUUUUCAUCAAGGUCUAUAAUUAGAACUCGCCUCAGCGGAGCAGCUGUGAAGGACACAUUUCUAAGACGUUCAGAGAACAGGGGGACAACCCCCUGGCUCUCAGAGGGCAGCGUCCUCGGCAGCCCCAUUCUAACAAGGCUCACCUGUCUCACCUCGAGCUGGGCCCUUUGCUAUUCCACCCACAACCGAAUCACAGCUGGCAUCGCACAACUUUCAAAUUAGACUCCUUUGGGCGUUUUUCUUGCAAGAAAUGCAAGUGAUUGGGUGGAAAAAAUGCCACCUUCAAGUUCAAACCUAACUAUAUGACAACUCCAGUCCUAUUUUCCUUAUGUGGAAGAAUUUUGGAUCCUAAUAAACACUUUUAGCUCUAUCUUCCUCUUCAUCUCUGUUUGGAGUCCCUGUGCUGCCAACACUUCACAGGAGAUGUGUACCUGGAAAGUUUGUAUAGAAGAAACCCAUUUUUAGAACUUGAAUCCUUUCAGACUGUGGAGAGUACUGGCCACUUCAAGGACCCUUGCCAGUGUUUUGUGAGAUGCGAGAACCGUCCACUCACCAGCACACACAGACUUUGAAAGUGGACUUGUCCAAAACCAUGUCCCUUUUUGGACAUUUUGGAUCAAUUAGGUCAUUUUUAUUUCUACCUGAUACCUUGGUCUUCACUCAGCAAUUUCCUUCACAGAAGGUGUAGAUGUCAUGAGCAGGCCUUUUAUCAGGAUUUAAACACAGCCCGUGGUUUGUGUAAGUACAGGAAAGCAGCUGCCUGUGGUCCCCAUAGAUGGUCUCAGCUCCAAAUCUAGACCUCAUCGAGCUCCUCCUAUAACGUGUCCUCUACGGAGCCCUAACUAAAAUUUAUGUCAUCGGUUGAUGAAUUAAAAAUAUCCUAGCCAGGCACGAUGGCGCAUACCUGUAACCCCAGCAGCUCAGGAGGCUGAGGCAGGAGGAUUGUGAGUUCAAAGCCAGCCUCAGCCAUGGUGAGGCACUAAGCAACCCAGGGAGACCCUGUGUCUAAAUAAAAUACAAAAAAGGGCUGGAGAUGUGGCUCAGUGGUCGAGUGUCCCUGAGUUCAACCCCUAGUACAAAAAAAUAUAUACAGAUGUGCACACACCCUGGGAGGGUGGUACAUUGCUCCUGUGCCCACUGUGCACCUCCAUGAUUGAACUCUUCGCCCACGCGGGUCUGUGUUAAUGAGGCAGAUGGGUUCCACCAUGCAACUCACUUAACAAAAACCUCUGCAGAGCUUAGAUCACGCUGUGUGGGACACAGGGUGUGUCACACCUACAACUCGUUAGAGACAAGGGGGGUUGUGUUUUUUAAGUAGUCUUUUCAGAUCUGCCCUUGUGGGGGAGACACAGGGAGUGAACCAGGGGCGCGCCACCACGUCCCCACCCCUUUCUGGGACAGGGUCUUGCUUGGAGCUCUCGCUCCUCCUCAGCCUCCUGCGUCUCUGGGAUUACAGGCCUGUGCCACCACGCCCGGUGACAAGGGCUCCCCUCCUUCCCUCUCACUCCCGCGUUUCCUGGCCACCUCUAGCCCCACACUUUCCUCUCCUCCUGUCCUUUAUUUUCCUGCCCCCCCAAAAAUGACACACCCUCCCAUUCAGCAGCCUCACCCGUUAGCCCCACGCGUGGUCGGUUCAUGUGACAGGACCCUCCCCGAGACAGACUGGCCUCAGUGGGGCUGUGACUCCAGUGUGCCCUCUGGUGCAGAGAGGACCCAAAGCCCCCGUCCUGCAGCGGGCCCGGACCACAGCCCCACGCCAGCCACACUGCUGGGGAGCGGUUGGCCGGCCGUGGCCGCGCUCUGCAGCUCGGACUUCCUCUUCCCCGUGAGCUCCUGCUGGAGGGUUGGGGGCGGGAGGGGCAGGACGAGGAGAAAACAGCCCUCUUGGGACGGGAGUGGCACGGGCUGAGCCUGGAGCCGAGGAGCAGGUGUCCCCCGGGCACUCCUACCUGUCCCUCACCUGCCCCAGGGCAGCCGAGUGUCUGCCCCUCUGAACGCGGGGCUUGCGUAGCCAGUGGGAUGAGCAGACGGCCCUGACCGUCUUUGGGACAGUCACCUUCAGAGCCCAGUGCUGCGCCACACGCUGCUCCUGCUGUGGUGGCCUCUGGACCACGGCAGGACGAGACCUUCCUCAGCCUGGGUCCCCGCGCGAGUGCCCGGGCAGAGCCCCCGCCAGCUUGCGCUCCUGCUUGAUGAGCAGUAAGGUGCCACCGUCAGCUGCUGGGAUGGAAGGACUGUCACCCUCGCGUGACCUCAUUCCGAGGACGGAGGCGGGCGCACCGGCCUGCAGGUUGUGGGGGUAGUUGUCGCUGUGCCUCGCGUUUCCUUUUUGUGUUCUCUAAGCACCACAAUCUUUUUUCCCUCUUUUUCUAAUGUCUGUUCUCUAGCUUUUCUGCUAGGAGGGAAACCUAUAAAGAGGUUUUUCAAUGUUUUGGCCAGUUUUUCUUAAACUAUUAGAGUGAAACAGAUGAAAACGUACAUAGUUUGCAAGAAUUUUCAAAACGUGAGUCCGCACUGCAGCCAGCCUCGGACAGCUCGCGUGUGCUCCGAGCCACGAACUCCACCCCAGAAGGUGACUGCUGCCUUGCUCGCCAAUUCCCGCCUGCAGAUUUUUGGCCUGUUCAUGACAUUUACAUAAAUGGAAUUGUACACCACGCCCAUUUCAUGU